CACACCACUCGUAAUUCGGUUGUAAAAACUGUUUCGCGCGGGACAACUUUUCUCGCAUUAUAAUUUUAAUAGAAUAAACAAAAUUUUACUACAUAUAGAGGACAAUUUUAUCUAUGUCGUAGCGUUUUUAUUAUUUGGAUAACAUAAAUACGUUUAAAGUUAUAGGUUUGAGAACAUUUGACUUUUUUGUAUUUUUCAAAUGAUUGUUAAAAAUUAUUGGGUAGUGCUAUCAAAAAAAAAACGACGCUACGACACAGAUAAUUUUCUUCUUAGUAAGGAUUUACAAUUUUGGUAAUUCUAAUGUUAAUAUUGAGGGAGUAAUGUUGUCCCGCGCAAAACAAUUUUUAGCAUAUGGAAUUAUUGUAAAAUAAUUUUUCUAAUUAUUAUCGAAUUAUUCCCUGGUGGCGUAAAACGACAAAACGCGGCUUCCCCCACUCCAUUCAAGCACUCGCGUUUUUCGUCAUCGGCCGGCACCGGGCAGCCGCGCGACAAAUUGUGACAAAAAUAAACAUUUCCGAUAAUCAGAAGUCGAUAGACAUACUAUUAUUAUCUUGAAUAAUGAAUAUAGACCAUAUCUAAACUUAUUUAUAAGCUACACUUGAUUAUGUCGUCGACCGUCGUAGUCACCAUAUGACAGAAUACGCUGUGGAAUUACUAUAUUAUAUUACGAUACCUAUUAUAAUUUAGCAAUAUCAGAAAGGCCUUUAUAUUAAUUACUCAUUAUAUAAAUUGUAUUUAAUUUUUAUGCUGUUGUAUCUAACCAUAUUUUUUUUCGUGCCAAAAUUGUAUUAACCAUUGUUAACAUAAUGUCACCAAAAAAAAUUCGCGUCAUCCAAAAGAAAGGAGCCCGAUCGGGUAAGACUUCUUUAAAAAAAAAAAUGAAAAAAGUUCGUAAUGGGGUUCGUAAGGAUGUGCAAAAUGAAGAUUUAAUUAAUGAAUUAAAUAAUGUAAUUCCGUCUUCUAAUGCAGAAAAUAUGAUUUUGAAUUAUAACUCAACAAUUGUUUACAAUAAUGUUUUAGUACACGAUUUAAAUCUUGAUGAAACGUCUGUAUCGUCUGUAGUGAAUACAUUAUCAUCGGAUAUAAAGUAAAUAUUAAAACCAAGUUAAAUUAUGAAUAUAUUGAAUAACUUUGUUAUUUUAUGAAGUAAUUUAGAUGCAACAUUGAUUUUUCCUGAAUAUAAGGCCUCAUGUUCUCGAUUAGAGUGAGCAAAGAUUUAAUACUAUUUUUCUUAUAAGUACUAUAAGUAUUUACAAAUAAAUUAAUAUGGGCAUAAUAAUAGUGUAUAAUAUAAUUAACAAUUAUUGUAGAGACAACAAUAUUUCUGACCAUAACCUAAGUGUUAUGUAUACUGCAUCUGAAGAUAGUUUAUCAUCGGAAAAUACUACAACUGCCGAGUAAGUGUGUACAAAAAAACUAGUGUUAUGCAAUUUAAUUUAAUUUUAAUUUUUUACUAGAACUUAUAAUAUACUGUAAAACAUUUAUUCAACUAUGUUAUUUUUUGUUUUUUUUUUUUUGAAUUCACAGACCUUUAACAGGCCGAAGAAUUAUUGAUAUUUUUCACUUUAUCAAUCAAAUCCAAAAGGUACACAGUGGUGGGUUCGGUUGUUCAUUUAUUGACAUGGAGUAUCAGAAAGAAACAUUUGUAGGAUUUCAGUCGAUUUUAACAUUCAAAUGUAAAGUGUGUAACAUCAAAAGUAAACUUUAUACAGAAAAUCCUAAAACAGUACAAGUCCCAAUUAAUAAAGCAACUGUUCACGGCUGUCAAGCAAUCGGUAUUGGUCACACACAGCUGUCUGAAUUGUUUUCAUUUCUUGAAAUCCCAUCGUUAUCGAUUAGUGGUUAUACGAAAGUACAAGAAAACGUAGCUGAUAUUGUGCAUGCAACAGCAUGGGAUGAAAUAAAAAAAGCUGGUGAGGAAGAAAAAAAAAUGGCGUUGGAGUGUGGUGAUAUAGACGUAGAUGGCACACCAGUCAUCACAGUUGUUGCAGAUGGGCAGUGGUCUAAACGCAGCUAUCGGACAAAAUACGACGCCUUAUCCGGAGCAGCUACGAUAAUUGGUUUUAAAUCUAAAAAAGUGCUUUUCGUUGGAAUACGCAAUAAAUAUUGUUGUAUUUGCCAAAAAUCGAAAAAUAGUAAAAAAGUCGCACCUGAUCAUCAAUGCUUCCUCAAUUGGAAAAAGUCCUCAACAAGUAUGGAGGCCGAUGGCGUGGUUGAAGGAUUUAUGAAAAGCGAGGAAAUGCAUGGAUUAAAGUAUAAUUGUUUAAUAGGUGAUGGGGACAGCAGUGUGACUAAACGCUUAAAUGAAAUUCAGCCGUACGGUCCCAAUUUUCACAUAAGAAAAAUUGAGUGCCGAAAUCAUUUGAUGCGAAACUAUGCCACCAAACUUACAGUGAUUGCUAGAAACACAAAAUACCCACUUCGUGUUCGAAAAUAUAUUCUAUCGAAUAUUUUACGAUUUAGAGGUGAUAUCACAAAAGCAGUUAUACAUUGGAGAAAUAUAAUUGGAGUAACGAAAUUAGAAAAGAUAAAAGGUAUUCAAAGAGAUGUUGCUAACGCCCCAUACCAUCGACUUGGUCAGCAUCUAAAGUGUGAUUCUUAUUUUUGUAAUGGAUCGAAAAAUAAUGAUUUAAACUUAGUGCCAGAGGCUGAAAGCUCUGGAAUGAUGAAUGAAAUAAAAAACUAUGUAUCAAGACUUGUUUUAAAUUCCGAAAGUUUGUUAGAAAAUAAAAAUAACAACAUGUGCGAACAAUUUAAUUCUUUAAUAAACAAACACAUAGCCGGUAAAAGAUUAAAUUUUUCGAGUAAAAGAAGCUAUAAUACUAGGGUAGAAGCAGCCGUAGUUUCAUUUAACUCUAAACAGUAUCUAAGAAAAAUACACAAAAAGAUCUCCAACUGUAGUCCAGGAAAAUUUGGGAAAAGAUUCAUAAAAAAUUAUGAACGAAUAAGAACCAACACAUUAAAAAGAAGACAGUUAUUCCCAGAAGCUAGAAAAACUAAAAUUAUUUGUACUGACGGUCCAGAUGCUGACUAUGGUUUGGCAGAGCCGCUAACAAACCAAUAUUCACCACAAGAUUUUGAAAAAAAAAAAAAAGAAUUCCUUACAUCCUUAGAGAAUGCAGAUAUUAAAAAAAUUGAAGAUGAUACUAGAAAUCAAAGUGAAAGUGAGAAGUGGUACUAUGAACGCAAAAAACGAAUUACUGCCUCUAGAUUCGGACAAGUUUGUAAAAUGCGUUCUAGUACCAGUUGUAAAAACACCGUGUACAAUAUACUUUAUGCUGGAAAUGUCCAAUCUAAAUAUUUACAAUACGGCAGAGAUACGGAGCCUAUCGCUCGUAAAAAAGCAGAAUGUAUAAUUGGCGAAAAAAUACAAAUUUGUGGUUUGAUAGUGGAUCCUGAUGAGCCAUACUUAGCAGCAAGUCCAGAUGGCUUGAUUGGUAAAACGGCAAUUAUUGAAAUUAAAUGUCCAUAUAUUGCAAAAGACACUUCAAGUGCAAUAGAUGCUAUUAACAAAAAAUUAUUGCCAUAUUGUAACAUAGUAGAUAAUUGUACAAAACUUAAAAAAGAUAAUAUUUAUUAUUAUCAAGUAAUGGGCCAGUUGCAUAUUACCCGCAGAAAAUUAUGCUAUUUUGUAAUAUAUACCAGUAAUUGGAUUACGGUAGAAAAAAUUUAUUAUGAACCAGAAUUUUGGACUUCUAAUAUGGCAGAAAAAUUAAAAAUGUUUUAUAUGGAUUGUAUGCUACCUGAAAUAAUUCAACCACUUUAUCCAAUAAGAAUGUUGAAGUCCGAUAUCAAAGAGCCUGAGCGUAUUAUUAAAAUUAUGACCACAACUAAUAAUAAUUUUAAAAAAAUGUGACCUUUAUUCUCAUCAGUUAUUCUAUAAUAUUUUUAAUAAAUGUGAAACGUGUUUUUAAAAAUAUAUUACCAUUUCAGAUUUUAUUUAGAAUGUUUACUGCCAGAAAUUGUCGAUCCACUAUAUGGAAAACGAUUUUUGAAAAGUGAUAUUAGAGAGCCUGACCAGUGACCACAUUAAACACCAAAUUAAUAAAAAAUAAAAAUAUACCUAUAUUAGUUUCAUGUAUGAUAUAAUAGUGUUAACAUUAUAAUUGACAAAUGAUUACCAAUAGGCAAUACUGUAUUUUUUAUUUAAUUUAAUUUGAAUAUUUAAUAACUCAAUAGCAUAUAUAGUACCAACGGUAAUCGUAUCUUUGUAGAGAAAGGUAGAAUCUUAAAAAUAAUAAUAGAUAGCUUUGAUACGGGCUACUGUAUCAUCUUUAAGAAGUACCCAAAAACUGUAAUUUAAAACGUAUACCUACCUAUGUAGUAGCAGUAUAACGUAAAAUCAUAUAUUCAAUAAUUAAAUUACUAAAAACUAAUACCUAUUUAGAUAUUUAGGUAGGUAAUAUUAGUUUAGGAUACUGUUAUAAAGUAGAUAUUAUUUACUGUAUUGUUUAUAUUUUGUAUGGAGUAAGCAUCUAAUAAUGCAAUAAUUAUAAGCUGAGUCGCCGAGAAGGUAUGCGCGAAUAUUACGGCGGAAACGCGUCAUAAUAUAAGGUGUUUACAUUUUAUAUUUACGCGAUCAGACACAGUCGAAGGUUGAGGAAAUAAUAAACAUCGCUCCCGAAUGAGCACAAUCGUCCGCCGGUCGCCGACAACGAGUAUUGGGCGUGGCUUAAACGCCGCGUGCUUGCGCAUCGUGAAAACACUUAACAGCGCGUUCUCUCGGCCGUUCUAUUCGUUUCGCUUUAGGUGUAGCGUCCUCUUAAUAUGAAUACCUAUCAUAUUAGUACAUGCCAAUAAUAAACU
Messenger RNA from Metopolophium dirhodum (rose-grain aphid), 4806 nucleotides. RefSeq lists its product as uncharacterized. The coding region runs from base 1622 to 3856 and encodes 744 amino acids. Lineage: Eukaryota; Metazoa; Arthropoda; Insecta; Hemiptera; Aphididae. The record is from RefSeq and is a predicted model, not a curated record. The transcript has 10 exons.